Messenger RNA from Hipposideros armiger (great roundleaf bat), 1382 nucleotides. RefSeq names its product thiosulfate sulfurtransferase like domain containing 3. The coding region runs from base 46 to 525 and encodes 159 amino acids. The transcript has 4 exons. Gene Ontology annotation, molecular function: thiosulfate-cyanide sulfurtransferase activity. The record is from RefSeq and is a predicted model, not a curated record. Lineage: Eukaryota; Metazoa; Chordata; Mammalia; Chiroptera; Hipposideridae.
GCAGGAAGAGGAAGUGGUCAGGAUCCCGGCGGACGCGAGCAGGCAAUGCCGCUGCCACGGUUGCUGCUUGGCAGUGCGCGCCGCUGGAUCCUCGGGUCCGCGGACGCUGCGCUGUGGGGUUUGAAGUCAAUAAAAGGAAACUGCAACAAUUUUUGUACUACUGUUUUUAAAGAUGUCACUUAUAAGGAACUUAAAAGCCUCUUGAAUUCCAAAAAAAUUAUGUUAAUUGAUGUUAGAGAACCAUGGGAAAUUCUUGAGCAUGGAAAAAUCCCCGGGUCUGUCAAUAUACCACUGGAUGAGGUAGGUGAAGCUCUACAGAUGAACUCAAAAGACUUCAGAGAGAAGUACAAUGAAGUAAAGCCAUCCCAAUCUGACAAUCUAGUGUUUUCUUGUUUAGCCGGAGUGAGAAGCAAGAAGGCUCUGGAUACAGCAAUAUCUCUGGGCUUUAAUAGUGCUCAACAGUACGCUGGAGGAUGGAAAGAAUGGUCAACCUAUGAAUAUUCUGAGAAGAAACAAGAAAACUGAAUUUUGGAAUCCACACUGGCGCUUUCCUUGUGUGCAUGCAGUCACGCAACUGGAAUGAGCAAAAGAAUAAAAAUCUAGGGCUGGCACUACUGGCUAAUGGGAAGGGGAUUUUUGUAUAAGUCAAUUAUUUGUUGAAUCUUUCUCAACUGUAAAUUGAGAUACUGCUUCCCCCUGCCUACUUCCAGAGGCUAAUGAGGAUUGAGAUAAUGUAAGUGACUUGCCAUGAAAUAUAAGAGUUGGGAUUCUAGGAAUCAAUUUUGAAAUAGUUUAGUAUAGUUCACUAGUAUUCCACAAGACCAAGUUACUUGUAUUAAUCACAGUGUGGGACCCUUUGUGUUAGUACACCUUCUGUGUAUCAGAGGCUAUGAGCUAGACCAGCAGAUUAAGACUUUAAAACACCUAAAGUCUGGGAUCCUUUUAAGUAGGUGAAAUAUGAACAAUGAAAAUACAUUCACAGCAUCCAGACUAUGGCAGUGUUGUGACCAGCAUGGCAGUGACAUAAUUUUCAACUUUAAAAUUAGUAUGAUCUGUGGGGAGCGAAAUCAGAACAGUGGUUGCUUCUGUGGAGGGAAGAUUAACUGGAAAAGGCAAAGAGGGAAAUUCUAGGGUGAUAGAAAUGCCCUAUAUCUUCAGGUGUUGGUACAUAUGUAUAUACAUUUACCAAAACUCAUUCAAGUGAACAUUUAAAAAUGUACCUGAAAUUAUCUCUCAAUUAAAAAUAAUGAAAAUAGAAAAAAUUUAAAUGUGAAGUACUCCCACUGAGUAUAUUGCUUUGGAUGUCAAAUCUUACACUUAUUAGUACACUAGUGUACUGGUGAUAAAAUAAAUUUGUGCUUUCUUCCAUCUGUGCCUCUUCA